Molecule: messenger RNA, 1601 nt
Organism: Gadus macrocephalus (Pacific cod)
Lineage: Eukaryota; Metazoa; Chordata; Actinopteri; Gadiformes; Gadidae
Product: leiomodin-2-like
Biological process (GO): pointed-end actin filament capping; muscle contraction; myofibril assembly
Cellular component (GO): striated muscle thin filament; myofibril
Molecular function (GO): tropomyosin binding
Source: RefSeq, a predicted model, not a curated record
CUCUCUUAAGGCCGUAACAGCAGCUGGAGAGAUUAGAAGAGGGGAAGACGGACACACAUACACACACUUAUCCAUAUCUAGAAGCAGCCAGCAACCCAAGUCAGACCUAUGUUGAUGCAGCUGACAGGAGUCGAUCUCGUUUGGACCAAGGGGGAUAGACUCGCUGUUAUCAGACCCCGGGCCCCUGAUCCAAGAGCUAGUGACUGAGACAAAGGGUCUGGACGGAUCCGCUGGGUAUGAGGGCGUCAUUGCCGGACCGCUGACUUCUUUGAAGCCCACAAAUCACCCUGGACUCACUUGGUGACCCUGGAGUGUUUUAUGGGAAAAACACUAAACGAUUCUGGAACUUUUUUUAAAAGGUGUUGAGAAUACAUUCGGAAGUCCUUCGGGCUUGUUGGAAGCUUUUGAAUCGGUGGGGGGGGAAACGUUUUGAGAGGUUGAGAGCGACUCAACCCUCUUAAAAAAAUCUGUUGGGAUCGACGGUUGACUACGUUUUAGCCAUGAGCUGCUUCGGCUACCGGCGGGAGCUCAGCAAGUACGACGUGGACGAGGACGAGCUCCUGGCCUCCCUCACGGAGGAGCUGGCCGAGCUGGAGAAGGAGCUGACGGACAUCGACCCGGACGCCAACGUACCCACCGGGCUGAGACAGAGGGACCAGACGGACAAGACCCCCACGGGGACCUUCAGCAGGGACGCCCUCAUGAAGUACUGGGAGUGCGAGACGCAGAAACUGAUGGAGGAUGAGAUCAGCGGGGGCAGUCCUAAAAUGGAUGGGGAACAGGAAACGGAAUGCGUGACGGAAAACAGCAGCGAGGCAGAGGACGAAAAAGACGACGUCACAGAGAAAGUAAUAAAGAAAUCGAUGAAUGAAAGGGAGGAAGACGAGGAAGAAGAUGAAAACAAGGAUGAAGAGGAUAAAGAGAGUGAGGAGGAAGAGGAGUUGGAGACAGAAGAAGAGGAGGAGGAGGAAGAAGAAGAGGAGGCUGAGACAGAGGAGGACGAAGAGGAGGAGGAGGAAGAGACUAAAACAAAACCAGAACAGCCAAAGUGUUCUGGGGUCGGCUCCAGUUUCUCUGUGGAAAGAGCUGACUCAGCUCUUACCACACAGGAAGACACUCCUAAGCUCUUAAAACCUCAGAGGGUGGAGCCUAUUCGUGUGACUCCGCCCCCUCCAGCAGCGGACUGCAACGCCACUGGGAACCCCACCAUCGUCGACGAUGUUCUGGAACGUAUCCUAAGCGACGACCCGGAACUAACAGAGGUCAACCUCAACAACAUCGAUGACAUCUCCAAGGAGAACCUGAUCCGCUUCGCCGAGGCCCUGCGGUCCAACGGCCACGUGCAGACCUUCAGCCUGGCCAACACGCGGGCGGACGACGCCGUGGCCCUGGCCAUCGCCAAGAUGCUGGCCGAGAACUCGUCCAUCGUCAGCCUCAACGUCGAGUCCAACUACGUCAGCGGCAAGGGGGUGAUGGCGCUGGUCCAAGCCCUCCCGCGCAACCACACCCUGACCCAGCUGCGCUUCCACAACCAGAGGCACAUGUGUGGAGGACAGGUGGGUGGUGGGACAGAGGGGGGAUGUGGGAAGGAGAAGUGUUGA